Messenger RNA from Drosophila innubila, 1529 nucleotides. RefSeq lists its product as uncharacterized. Gene Ontology annotation, cellular component: mitochondrion. The coding region runs from base 206 to 1018 and encodes 270 amino acids. Lineage: Eukaryota; Metazoa; Arthropoda; Insecta; Diptera; Drosophilidae. The record is from RefSeq and is a predicted model, not a curated record. The transcript is spliced from 3 exons.
AAGUAGCUCUCGACGUUUUUGCAGCCCUAGUGCCGGGUUGUAUAAAAAACAGAGUGUGAAAGUAGAACAGAAAUUUAAUAAAUUUACACAAGUAAUCACUUAUUUGAAUAAUUAUCAGACGAAAUAAUAGACGAAUUACUCAAUUCGUCAAAAAUAAAAAAAAAUUAUAAUAAAUUAUUGUUAACGGCUGAGCAAAAGACAAGGCAUGGUAACGGUUGGACUGCUAACGCCUGCAAUGCGCCUGCUUGGUAUUGGUAGCAGCAGCACCAGCAGCAGCGGCAUUGUCUGCCUUCGGUUACUUACGCGAAUGCGAGUAAGCAGCCCGAGAGUAAACCUUAAUCUUAAUCAACGAUGCCUUAGCGUCCUGGGCAACUUCAACAACAACAGCAAGGGAAACGGUAAAUGUACAACAACAACGCCAACAUUGCCUUUGGCAACAUCAACGACUUCAAUACUGUCGCCGCUGAUUGUCACAAAAUAUCGGAGCUAUGCACGUCUCAGUACCAAGUCCACGACGCACUGCUCCAGCGCCAACAAAACGGACACCAAGUCAUCGUCGACGACGGCGCCCGUGUCCAGUACGACGGAACUGUUUGGCGAGGCGGCAAACAUGGGUCUGUUUGCAAAGUUCAAGCACAUGUAUAAGCAGUAUUGGUACGUGCUCAUACCGGUUCAUGUCCUAACAUCGAUUGGCUGGUUCGGUGGUUUCUAUUAUCUAUCAAAGAGCGGCGUCGAUGUACCUGCCCUGCUGCAGUAUUUGCACCUGAGUGAGACCAUUAUUGAAAAGGUGCAAGGCUCUGAUAUGGGCCACUAUGCCAUUGCAUAUCUGUGCUACAAAGUGGCAACGCCAAUCCGCUACGCAGUAACGCUCGGCGGCACCACGGUGUCUAUCAAAUAUCUGGUACAAUGGGGUCAUAUCAAGCCUAUGCCAACUAAAAGCCAAUUGAUUAAAAUGUAUGAGGACACGAAGGCAACACGUGCCAGUGCCAAGACCCACAAGGAUGAGAAUCACAAAUGAUAGCCAGCCGGCCCAACCAUUUACUGGGCAUAGUCGUUACCACCUGUUGUCGUUGUCGUUGUCGCUUGCCAUGCGGCGUUCAGUUGGCUAGUUGUAUAUUUUUUGUUAAGCUGUUGCACAUUGCUCUGCAAGUGUUCAUCCAUGGAAUUAAUCUUUUGCCCAGGCGCCAAUUGGAUCAAUCAUUCAAAAGGCCGCUGCUGCUAUCCGUGAGAGGCAUACACAUAAUUGCAUACUUCAUAUACAUAUACAUAUAUAUAUAUAUUUUGUAAUAACAUAUUUGCAUGGUUUUUGUUAGUUACGAAAUCGUUGCUGUUGCUGUCGACGCAUCCCGCAAGCAGCAUGCAAUGGAGCAUCGUACUCACUCAUACAUGUAUAUGCCUUCAUACAUCUAAACAUUUGCGCACACAUAUAACCAGAGUAGCAGCCUCCGAUACAGACAAGAAGUGUAGUAUAUAUUUUGUAAAUGUCAUUUAAAUGAAAAAACCUGAACCUGACUGGUAUAAAACGAAAA